AUUGAAUGCCCUUCUCAAACAUCGACUUUCUCGAAGGUCUGGUCAUUCAAUCUUCCUCGAGACGAACCUCGAACAUUUGAGGCCCUGAGUAAUUGCGCUGUCGAUUACGGAUAAGCCGCCGAUUGUCUCCAUCGUACGUUUCAACUGCUGGCCGUUUCGUCAUCUCCAACUUCCCCCUUUGCUAUUGUUGUUCGCCGACGACGCCAGCCGCACACAUUUCGUUCCUUCUGCUGAGCUGGCCGUUCGUGCUUGCCGUUUGUGUCCAAUCUCCUACAUCAAAACAUCUCUCGCAAUACGGGGGCUUCGGGGUUCGCGGCGUGCCUGUCAAGCAUAAUCAGCCUCUUACCAUCAUGGUACCUACGACGCCAGCAAUCAGUAUUCACGUGGCAGUUGGCCUUACCGUCCUUUUUACAAUCAUUUACAUUGCCCCAUUCUACUUUUCGCCCACCCUGCGGAGCAAUUCAGUUGCCAAUCGGAACACGCCCUCCGUCAUCGAGGCCCGGAUUCGCGCUGUGAUCUGGAGUUGUGUGGCUAGCGUAGUCAUCACUGUCUCUGUACUCUACUUCAAGGGACAUGCUACACCCACAGAAGUGUUUCAUCUGCUUGGCAUGUGCCCGGUAAACCUACUCGAUACUGCCAAAUCUUUUCUGCUCGUAGUCAUUCUCUUCGCCGGUCCUCUGUUUGAGAGAGCUAUCAUUGAAGGAGACUGGAGAACAUGGGGAGGUGCCGCGAUCAAAGCAACAGUCUACAAUGACCUGAUAGGCUGGCGUAAUCUUGUUGUUGGCCCUGUAAGCGAAGAGUUGGUGUUCAGAAGUCUCGCGAUCUCCUUGUUCGUCCUGGCCCAGGCAACUGCUCAGCGCAUAACGUUUACGUCACCACUGAUCUUUGGUGUGGCACAUGUGCAUCACCUGCAUGAGACUAUCAAUUCUUCACGACGUCCAGGAGCCAGCUAUCUGAGCACUGCUCUGACGCCUUCAGUCAUACUUCCUGGCUUGCUGCGUUCCAUCUUUCAGUUCCUCUACACUUCGCUCUUCGGAUUCAUUGCUGCUUUCAUCUACUUGCGCACAAGUUCGCUUGUAGCAUGCAUCCUUGCGCACAGUUUCUGUAACUGGAUGGGUCUUCCCAGAUUCUGGGGUCGUGUUGGAGAAGAACUUGGCGAGGAGAUGCUGGAUCAGAAUGCUGGCGACAGUAUGACGGACAUCCUACAAGCCGGUGCAAAUGAUCAACGACUGUCAAUCGCUUGGACAGUUGCAUACUAUGUUGUCCUCUUCACAGGCGCUAUUGCGUUCUGGAAGCUUCGAUGGUCAUUGACACACAGUGACCUGGCUUUGGUAAAGUUCUAGACAGAGGUGGUAGUAAAGAAGAAUAAAAUUUUGGUAUCAUAGAAACGCA
Messenger RNA from Aureobasidium subglaciale EXF-2481, 1392 nucleotides. RefSeq lists its product as uncharacterized. Gene Ontology annotation, biological process: CAAX-box protein processing. Lineage: Eukaryota; Fungi; Ascomycota; Dothideomycetes; Dothideales; Saccotheciaceae. Gene Ontology annotation, cellular component: endoplasmic reticulum membrane. Bases 351 to 1343 code for a protein of 330 amino acids. Gene Ontology annotation, molecular function: metalloendopeptidase activity. The record is from RefSeq and is a predicted model, not a curated record. The transcript is spliced from 3 exons.